Rubroshorea leprosula is the source of this 1656-nucleotide messenger RNA. The record is from the annotation of a GenBank genome assembly. Lineage: Eukaryota; Viridiplantae; Streptophyta; Magnoliopsida; Malvales; Dipterocarpaceae.
GGAUAAUAUCAAUUACUUACCUGAUGGAAUUCUUGCCCACAUCCUCUCAUUCCUUCCAACAAAAGAUGCAGUGCGCACAUCCUUUCUAUCAAGAAGGUGGAGGUAUCUUUACACUUUGGUAUCUGAUCUUGAUUUGGAGUUGGAGCCUGAUUAUGAUGAUGAUGAUGAGGAUACACAAUUGGAUCAGCUUAUGAAUUUUGUAGAUAGAGUAUUGCUCUUCCGUAAGAGACCAUCUAUACUUAGAUUUCGCCUCAAGUGUGCUCAUUAUGACAACCAAUUUAACCCUUCUCGAAUUGAUGGGUGGAUUCGUGCUCUCAUGUGGCAUAGGAUUCAAGAGUUUGAGCUUGACAUAUGCGAGUCUGAUUUUCAUCUUGAGGUCCUGCCUGCUAGUUUAUUUACUUGUGAGACACUAGUGGUUCUGAAAUUGUAUUUGGAUUGGUGCUAUGAUAGUCUUAAGGUGCCAUCCAAGGUUUGUCUCCCAAGGCUCAAGGUUCUUCACAUUUGUGCUGGCUUUUCAUUUGACGGCUCUGAUCAAAACUUGUUUUCUAGUUGUCCAGUUCUUGAGGAAAUGGUUCUGGAUAAAUGUGCCUUGAUGCAUCCUUGUUUCGAAUUCAACAUAUUUAUUCCUACACUCAAGAGAUUGACCAUAAAAUCCAUGACAAUUACUAAAACAACAGGGGCUACUCAGGUUGUUAUCAAUGCCCCAAGUCUAGUAUAUUUUAGUUACUCUGACUCGGAAUUCCAGUUCCUUGUGUUUGUAGGUGUGCAGUCUCUUCAUGAAGCAGUUAUUGACUUUUAUUUUGUUUGUGGACGUUAUAAUCAUUCUGAACUUUAUGUUGCUGCUGCGGUUCAUCUUUUGACAAGGAUAAAGAGGAUUCAGUCGCUUCAAAUUUCCACUCGUACUCUAUGGAGUCUCCAAGACCAUAAAGUUCCCAUCCCUUUGUGGCUUCACAUGACUCACUUGAAAAUUUUUGAGACAUAUUGGCGUGCAAACUUUACUUGUCUGCAAUACUUUCUUGCGCGUUCUGGCUGUCUAGAAACUCUGAUUAUCGAGGAACUUCCAGCUGAAUGGGUUGUUCAUCUCUGGCUAGUAGAUAUUACUUGUCUGUCAUUUCGCCUGAAGACAAUUGAAAUCCUGUCAUUUAAAGGGGAAGAAAAUUGUAUGAAAAUGGUUGAGUACUUUUUAAGUACUGCCAAGGUUCUAGAGCAGAUGACAAUUCAUAUCAAAGAGGGAGAGGCAAAACAAUUGCAGAUCACUAAGGAGUUAUUGAUGCUACCAAGAGUCUCUUUGAGAAGUCGAAUCAUAAUUGUUUAGUUUUCUCUAUUACUGGCAGCAAUUAUUUGAUGUUCUUCCUGGACUGGAUUGGGAAUUAAUUAAGCACUACUGGAUGGAGUUACAAAAGAGAGACCCUCGUGAGCUACCCUUUUUUUUGGUGUUUUCCUUUUUGCCUCAAGACCGGUACAGACUGCCUAAAAGAAGUAGAAAUGGUGUUUUGCAAGAAAUUGCUGGCCUUUCUGUUAAGAUGAAAAGUACUUUAUAAUGUUUGAUUAUCUUAGUUAAUGUUAUGCCUCAUCAUAGGUCAUACUCUAAACUCAAUGUUUGAUCUAAUUAUUAUCUUAUUUCCAUUUUGUUGAAAAUAAUCUUGUUUUGCAAUU